Messenger RNA from Pleurotus ostreatus (oyster mushroom), 1182 nucleotides. RefSeq names its product subtilisin-like serine protease. The transcript has 14 exons. NCBI's taxonomy places the organism in Eukaryota, Fungi, Basidiomycota, Agaricomycetes, Agaricales, Pleurotaceae. Gene Ontology annotation, biological process: proteolysis. Bases 1 to 1182 code for a protein of 393 amino acids. Gene Ontology annotation, molecular function: serine-type endopeptidase activity. The record is from RefSeq and is a predicted model, not a curated record.
AUGCGCAUCGGUUCAGCCAUUCUCGCGUCCUUUGCUAUCUCGGGAGUCUUCGGGUCUCCUGCCACUACCAAAACUGGAAAAUUCAUUGUGAAAUUGAGAGAUGGGGCUUCGUCUAAUACUCUUCUCGAGUCAAGUGGAGGGGAUGUAACUCAUAGAUGGGGAACCGGCUUCCAGGGAUUUGCAGGUACUUUCUCUGAGAAGGCAUUAAGCGUGUUACGCUCUUCGCCAGAUGUGGAAUCCAUUUCAGAGGAUGGUAUCAUGCAGGCAUUCGCCGUGCAGACCGAUGCGCCAUGGGGGUUAGCUCGACUCAGCUCUACAGGUCGUCUUGUGAACACCAAUGCCUCGGCUUUGACUUUCUCUUACACGUACGAUUCCGUUGGUGGUGCAGGCGUUGACGUGUACGUCGUUGAUACUGGCAUCUAUACUGAACACACUGAAUUUGAAGGACGUGCGCAUUGGGGUGCAACAUUUGGUGGAUAUGCGUCCGUCGAUGGCAAUGGCCAUGGUACUCACUGUGCAGGGGUUGUUGCGGGCCAUCGAUUCGGAGUUGCCAAGGCUGCGAGCGUUGUGGCAGUAAAGGUCCUCAGUGAUGCUGGGUCUGCGACAGUCUCGGACAUCAUCUCGGGCUUGAACUUUAUCAUUGCCUCCGCACGUGCUUCUGGCCGUCCAUCAGUUGUCUUGAUGGCUCUUGGGGGUUCUGCCUCGACUGCCAUGGACAACGCUGUUACUGCCGUAACCACAGCUGGUAUCCAUGUGGUCGUUGCUGCGGGAAACUCCAAUACUGAUGCUGCAAAUACGUCUCCCGCUCGAGUGCCAUCUGUCAUCACCGUCGGAGCGAUCACCAUCAGCGACGCGCGCUCCUCGGCUUCAAACUAUGGUUCCGUCGUCGACGUCUAUGCCCCUGGUCAAAAUAUCAUCAGCGCGUGGAUUGGUAGCCCUACUGCGACGAACAUCAUCUCUGGCACUUCGCCGGUAGCGUCUAUAUCUCUUCCUGGCGUUGUAUUCGCUCUCAUUUCCCUGCAGGCGGCUUCUUUUGUUGCCGGCCUCGUCGCCUACCUCAUUAGUGUCCAUGGUAAUUUAUCUCCCGCUGCGAUGAAAGCGCUCGUGAAAUCAUUGAGCUUGAAUGGUGUCCUUACCGGCAUACCUGCUGGUACCGCCAAUAAUUUGGCUCACAAUGCAUAA